UACAUUUUGUCGCUCAACAAAAAAAAUCCGCCCACGUGACCUUGAUGCGGAAGUAAGAAGACUUGUUUUGAUUGAUCGAAAAACACGUUUCUUUCAUUGGUUUCUUGUAAUCUCGCAUUGGAAAUUGGCUUGGCGUGGAAUUGGGUCCAGCGUGGAUGAAAGGAUGCACAUUUGAUGACUGAACUGCGCCUCACCCAAACAAUGAAUCAAGAUUCCUGGCUGAGCUGUGAGAAGACUGCCAUUCUCCAGGGAGGCUUUCUGUUGGCCAACAGAUUGUGCCAGCCAGCAUCACUCAGUGCCCUGCAGAAGGAGGACUGGAGUAAGGUUGGCCACCCAAUUCUACAGGCUGUCAGAGAAAUAUGUGGGCAGGAGCGAGGUAGAUGUCUGAGCAGUGUUCACUGGAAGAAGAAAAUCAUCUGCAUCUUAUGGAGCAAAUUACUGGGGCGGGAGAGCGAAGAGGACAUAGAAAUCGGCUGGAGGGAGAAUCCAUUCUUCUCUCUGCAGAACAGUCUACCUGACAUUAACCGAACAGUGAUGUUUGAGCUGGUCAAGUUGAAAGGCUUCUCUCAGAUCUACGCCCAGCUGCUUUUGUGUCUGCCGUCGUCCCACCUGAGUUCUGAGCUAGAGAAGCUAGUUCAACACAUCACCCGUAACAGCACUGAGGAGGACGUCCGCGUCCUGCUGGAGGUGUGGUGGGAGCUCUGGAAGGGCAGGGAGGGAAGGCGAGAGGACGAUCUAGAUACGGUCUUUACUAACCAGUGGACCCGCCUCCCCAACACCACUGGCCUCUCGCCUCAUGCUGCCAAGAGAUUCAAGUCAAACCCAGAUACCCCAACAUCAACACCAUUCACCAAUGAUGUGCUGUCCAUUCUUUUUCAUGCUCUGGAGGAGCUGAAAGAGCAUCUGAGCACCUCUGACCUUUGCUACCGUGCCCUAUCCAACUGCCUCGACUCCCUGUACACCUCACAUCUGAUAGACCAAGCUAUCAUCCUCCCAGCUGAGGUGCAACUUCAGAGCCUGAACAGUACGGUGACUGUCAGAAAGAGGCAUGCUGGGAUAGAGAAGUUUGAUCUGGUCCAGGUGAUAAGCGAGGCCCACAGUGACCUGAAGGCAGCCCACACACCCUCCCAGUUUAAACCCUGUGGAAUGACACUAAUGCAAGCCCUGCAGACUGUCUCACAGCUCACUCAGGCCUGGGAGAAGAGAGGGCUGCUGGAGAUGACAGACAGCUGUGACCCCAGUGUCUUGGCACGCCGUCUGAAAAGCUGUCUGGCCAGAGUGCUCGAGUCCCUAGAGGAACUUUCCAUGUCUGAGACCAUGGAUGAGGGUGAGCGCCAGACACUGAACAAUGUGCAAAGCACUUUUAGAGGCUUGUUAGUCUCACUGUCCUUCCCCGACACAGAGAGCAAUGCUGGGGAAAUGGCCCACAUUGCCGUAGCCAUCAUUAACCACCGCUUGGACGGCUUCCAAGAUUUCACUACGCUAUUUGCAACUGAACUGAGCUGGUCCCUGAGUGUGGAGGAGUGGAUCAGCUGUCUGGAGAGAAACAAAAACGCAUUCCAGCGAAAGGACAUUGUCAUGAAAUUAGUAUCCACUCUCAUUGCAAAGUGCCAAAUAGAUACUGAAGAAGUAGAGCACUGCAGAAAGCUGAAGGACAUUAUUGUGAACAUUUUCGCAGAGCUCCCCUUAGCUGAGAAAAACACAACAUUAGCGGAAAUGCUAACCUGCUCCAAGAAGGGUCUCCAGGGCUCUCUGCCCCAUGCUGUGACGGAGGGCUUUAGUGAGGAGCUCAACAUGGCGUUCAACUGCAUCAUCCAGGGUGGAUCGGCGCAGAACAACCUCAGCUUGGCCGUGGCCGCCAUAGCCCGCGUGGCCUUUCAGAACCCCGAGGCCACCCUGCGUCGGUGCUGCCAUCUAGCGGUGGUGAACCAUGGGGCCCACAGCCUCCUCUCCAAGAUACUCCAGCAGCUCCCAGGGCUGAGGGGAGGUGCCCCCGGUUGCACAGAGGGGACGGGCAGUUCUGCGGGGAGCUUACUGUGCAGCUGUCUUCAAGAUACUGCCAUGACUAAACUGUCCUCGGCUAAGGAGGAGGACCAGUUCCUGCACUUCCUGGUUGCACUGAUGCAGCCGAGCAUUUCCGAGAGCGGACAGAGUUUCCUGCACCCUGAAGAGGUUGUGUGUGCCUUCGUCCUGCCUCACCUCUCCCCCUCUGGCUCUAGCACCUGCAGCCUGGAGCUGUGCCUGCGUUUGCUCCACUCUGCAUUUUCUCUGGAUUUCCAGGAUGCAUCUCCACACUGGGUCAUGAACUGCUCCCCGUUCCCCCUCCUCUGCGUCCUCUGCCAGCUCCUGAACGAGGGCUGCGGGUGCUGGGAUCUUCCUGCAGAGGGCGCACCACAUCACUUAUCCAUGGAGUCCAAGGUGCUGCUCGUCACUGUGCUGACUGCAUUGGGCAAGGUGGUGGGACGGGAGGUGGCCUCAGCCCCCAACACCUGGUCCAGAGCCCUUUUCUGGCUCUACAAUAAGGUGGAGGCCCUGGACUGGACUGUUCGCUUCCACCUGAAGGUAGUGUGGGGGGAUCACUUCAAAAACGAGGUGCCGUCCUCACUGUUGGCUGUGUGCGAGCUGCCGGAGCAGGAAUGGUCUGGCCUAAAGUUGGCCCAGUAUGGGCAGGGCACAGGGCUGCUGGCGUGGAUGGAGUGCUGCGCUCUCUCUGACGAGGUUCAGGACACCAUGCUGACCUCUCUGGCUCUGGACCAGCAUCGGCCCGACGACGUCAACAUGUUCAGCAAAGGCCUGCUGGUGGCUGUGACACAGACCCUACCCUGGUGCACCGUCGCCGAGUGGGGCAGGCUGCUGAGAGCCAUGCGAGAGCUGCUCCGCUCAGGUCGUCUCCACGUGCCUUACUCUCUGGAGUACGUGGACUUUCUCCCCCUGCUGGACCUGCGGCCGUUCUCCUGCGAGCUGCGUCUGUCCGUGCUACUGCUGCGUGUCCUCCAGCUGCUCUGCGGCUCCAGCUGCAAAGACUGGCUUCCCGGCCAGGGCUGGGCCCACGUGGGGCUGCUGUACGCCAGCGCCAUGAGAGAGAUCAUAGACUCCCUGAGGGGAAAGCUUUCGCCGUCUUCCUCCAACAAAGACCCAAAAGAAGAGAGGGCAGCUACCACCACCGCCAGCCAGGAGGUGCUAUUUGUACUGAGCCAGCUCUUCUGCCAUGUGCAGCACAUUCAAGUGAUGAUGCCAGGCGGUCAGUGUGAGUCCCUGUUCCUGUGUGCACUGGAGAUCCUGACCCACUACGAGGCAGUACUGGCCGCACACCCCAGCUGCUGCUCCCACCUGGAGACCAGGAACACUCGCCACUUCUUCACCACCAUCACAGACAACCUGGACAGCGCCGAGAUGAAGGCUGUGUUGCAUCAGAAAAUUGCUCAGCUGUCGUCUUCAGGUUGAUGCACUUAAGACAGUGCUCGAAUGAGGGUUUAUUGUUCCCAGCCUCAAAUAAAAUGUUCUGACCCAAAAUGUACUUUUGAAUAAAACUGACAAAUUGCAUGUC
Molecule: messenger RNA, 3547 nt
Organism: Oncorhynchus mykiss (rainbow trout)
Lineage: Eukaryota; Metazoa; Chordata; Actinopteri; Salmoniformes; Salmonidae
Product: gem-associated protein 4
Biological process (GO): spliceosomal snRNP assembly; rRNA processing
Cellular component (GO): SMN complex
Source: RefSeq, a predicted model, not a curated record